AUGUUGAUUCGAUCUACAUUUGUACACCUCUGGAUUUGCUUUUGCCUUAAGAAGGACGUAAAAAGGUGAGCUCAAAUGAAUAAAUCUGUUUGGUGAAACGGGCCAUGUUUUCUGUAGAACAAUGAGAAUGAGAUUCCAGGUUGACAAUUGGCUGCUGUCUGGGGGUGGGAAAGGACUUUCUUUUUUUGUCCCUAAAGAUGAAGGGGACUUUUUACAGUAAUAAUAAUGGCCCAUUGAGAAAAUAUUUCACGCAUAAAAUUGUGUACGGCCAGUACGUAGGUGGAGUUCGCUAGGGUUUAUUCAUUUUCUUCAAACUAUUCAUAAACACAACAGUAUCCACAAAUUAUUGAGGGUAACAGCUUUUAGUCAUUUCAGGAUGAACUCAACUGGUAUAAUGAUGAUCUCUACAUUGUUGGUAGCUACAGUGUCAGUCGAAAUUGUUGGGACACUUUGCUGUCUUCUUGCCCUCCCAAUGUUGGUGUGCAAGAUUUGGUGAGUUAACUGCGAUAAACAACAUUGGGAGGACGAGGAGACUGGCCAGAAGCCAAAAAAACAGCGUUAGGUGGAAGUGUCCCAACUAUUUUUGUCUGAGAUAGUAGGGUUUGUGCAUUUUUUCCCUUCAAUUCCUCCAUUAUUAUUAUUAUUAUUAUUAUUAUUAUUAUUAUCUAUUAUUAUUAUCUACAUGUUAAAACCAUACACUGUCUUCAUCCCUUGUUGCCAGUGUUAGACUGUGCCUCAGAAAGACACAUUUAAUUUAAUUAGCACAUUGACGUAAAUUGUUGGACAUUAUGAUAGAUUAUGGCCGGGUUCAGAUGCCGCUCGUGUGCUGAACCUAACUGAUGAAUUAAAUACGGCAAAAGAGCGGCGUCUGAAUCAAUUUGGUUCGGCAGUUUUAGUUUGGUGCGGCAAAAGCGUUCAGUUCGACAGAGUCUGUCAAACUUUUGUCGAACUUAACUUAGGUUCGACACACGGUACGCCAUCUGAAUCAGAUGUUGCGCCAGUGUCACUCCAAAGUCGAACUUAUUCAGUUAGGUUCGGCACAUGAAAAGUAUGGCGUCUGAACCAGGCCUAAGUGUGGGCAAUAGAGUUGGAUAUUUUACUAUUGCCUUAUAAGGCAAUUUACAAGGAGGGAGGAGAGGGAGUAGGGCUUCUAAAGCAUUAAUGAACUACAUCUUUAAGUGAUCAAGAAUUUAAGAGAUAAUACCAUAAAUACUAGCAGAUAAGCAACCCCUUUACCACCAAGUUUCACUUGAAAUUGUCUAGCGUGAAGCUAAUUUUUGAGAACAUCUUGAAAGAAAUAGAUAAAUUUCUGUUAAUCACCCCUUCUCUCUCUCAAAAAAAAGAAAGUGAUCAGCAAUUGUUCUACCUAAUGAUAUAAAAGACUACUCUUUUUUCCAAAAUUGGGGUUUUGGGUCGAUAAACAAUCACUAUAAUUGCUUCUCCAAUAUUGCUUAAGACUUUGACAGAGUAUCUGCUGGUAUUAUGUAAAUAACUUAUAAGUAGCAUCAUUGAAUGUGUUCUGAGCAAUCUAAUAAUUGUCCAAUUUUGAAUUCUUAAUUCUGCUUCUACAUAUAUUUUGUUCAGUUCAUCAAAACCCAUGAAGCUGAAUGCAAGCAUCAAACUUCACUCCAAUUCUGCAUUGAAGCGUGAUUCAACAAAAUCACCUGUGAAGAAAUCUCCUUUGGACAAAAGCCACCACCCCCAUAAUACUGCCAUUAAAAAGGAAGCUAUAUCACCAGUGAGUUUUGUAAUUUUUAUUUUGCUCUGUACUCAGCCAAACAGAAGAAAAUUCAAAAUAAAAACUGCAUUGUACAGCAUGGAAACCUAUUAUGCUAUGGCCCUAUAAAUGCAGAACCAAAAAAGUGUAAGCCUGAGAAACAGCCAACAUUUUGCAAUAGCACCACUGGUAUGAUCCCCAUGAAAUGACACCUGAGGGAAGACUGCAGAAAUUCCAUACUGAUGACCUACAUGUAACAGUAUCACUACCCAGAUCUGGGUAGUGACCAUCAUUAGUAUGGAAUUUCUCUGCUCUUUCUCAAACAUAAUUUUGCAGGGAAACCAGUUGUGGUGUCGCAAAAUGGCCACUGUUUCCUCAGGCUUCGGAAGUGUAAGAAAGCAUCAGUCCCCUAACAGGAUUACAUCAGUCAAUAUUAUUAGAAUGAAAGGAGGGCAACAAUUGCCUUAGCAGUAAGGAGGUCACUACUGUAGCCAAGUAUGAAAAAAGGGCAUUAAAUUUAGCGAUUCAGGCAUUCUCGACCUCCUUAUGUUUAAAAAAGUUUGAACUUUUUAUUAACCACAGCAAAGCAGAUACUUUAAACUGUACAUGCCACUGUAUCAAUGUAUUCCUGCCUCAGAAAUCCCACUCUAGAGUACAGUGUAGCCACAGAUUGUCCUGGUAGUCAUCAAUUUAUUUGUUGAUUCUACCCUUUUUCAGGUAAAACAAUCACACCAUACAUCAGGCCAUGCUGAGAGUGAUGAUGAUGAUGACGUCCCCUUGGUAAGUUAUUUUAUUUAGAUAACAAAGUCUGAACAGGUGGAUCUGAUUAUCACGGUUGUCACUGAGAUGUUAUGUUGCUGGGUAAAUACAACUAGUAGUCAGGGAACCAAACAGCUAGGGGUUUCUUUUGCUUUUAUUUUUCUUCUAUUUUCCUUUCAAAGUAGCUGGGGACCACGUUUAUAGUAGCCGUAGGAAACCCCCGGCCCCUGCCUCUUAAUGACAGCUCUGGAUUAUUUUUAAUAAAUUUUACAUAAAAAACAUAGAACAAGUCCACUCUCUCCCUAGUUCUUCGCUAUAUUUGAUUCUCUUAGAAUUCAUAAGUGAGCUAUUACAAGAUCCUUAGGUUUUGUAAAACAAUGUGAGCUGAUUAAUCUCAUGUUCUCUUUUAGGCUGCCAGGGCCCAAAUAAAGUAAGUAUGUUGUAUUAUUCCUUAUCGCUUAUACCAUAUAAUUAUAUAGUUUUCUUAAUCAAAGUUGAAAAGAGCCUUUUCUCCAGACAGUUAAUUUACUGGACACUUAUGCCACUGUGAUUCAACACACUCUGACUAUUGUUUUUGACAUUGCAGUGGAUGAUAUGAUGUCCUCUUUUUUCAAGAAAUGUUUUAUAAUUUUUAACACUUUGCAUUAUUGAACAUGUUACAGGCAGGCAGAGGCGGAUAAGAUUAAAACUGAGAAGAAAGUUGCCACACCCAAACCAGCUAAAUCAGCAUUGAACAGUUCAGUGGAUGAAAUGAAAAAAGUGGUCAAAUCUGAUCAGCACGAAAAGGUGAAAAAUGGAAAACCUCUUAAACUGGAGAAAAAGAAGGAGAAGAAGGCAGCAGAUGUUGCAAAAAAGCAUGAUUCAGUGAAGAAGGAAAAAAAGUCAGAAGGAGGAAAGCCUUCAAAGAAGACAGCAGACAGUGAUGAUGAUGACCAACCUUUGGUGAGAAUAGACUUCUGAAUUUUCAGGUUUACUAGUCCUUAGCAUUUCAAGAUUGUAUAUCGUUAUCCACUACACAAUGUAGACCUUAGCAUUCACAGAUACAUUGCUUUCCAUUGGAUAAGGGUUAAAGAAGCUACUUUUGAAGCACCUGAGGCCUAAUUGAUCCAAAGAGAUCCCUUACAACAAGCAUAAGGGACACUACUUUCGAGGUUUCAGAGCUCUUUACUUGCAGGUUUUCAGCUGGCCUGCUGCUGUGCAUUGGCCUGUGGGUAUUAGCUAUCGAAUUUUACCACUUCAUCUUCCAGAAAAUGCUUGAGUUUAUUAAAAUCUAAUGAUAUUGAUUUUGGUUUUUACUUUCAUAUUGUUUCUGUGGAUGACUAUGACAGUCUGCUAGGUAUGUAUUUGUCUCUAAAUCUAAUACAUUUAAUUUAUUUUUGACUUUGAAGGGGCAAAAGAACUUAUUAAGUGUUUUAAAAAAAAUGAAUAAAAAUGAGCACUGUUCAUCAAAAAAAGCAUAUCAGAAGAAGGCACUAUAGGAAGGCGGCAUUCUGAAAUUCAGAUUAACCAUGUUUUUUUAUUUAUCUGUGACAAACACUGCCAGGGAAAAGUCAUAUGCUAUCAUGAUCAUUUCAUCUGGUGUGGCACCGAGGUGGGGAGGGGGUCGGAGGGUAGGGAGGAUAAGCUGAUGUUUGGCUAACCAAGCUGUACAAACAUUUGAUUUAUUCCCAGAGUUAACAAGACCCCCGCAAACAAGAAGCAAGUAAAACCAACAUCUAGUGGGUCAUCUGGUCAGAAGAAAGAUGCUGCAGCCUCGGUGUGUAAUUUUUUGUUUUUAUGUGCUUUUUUUGUUUCUUAAUGGUCAUAUAAAGGAGGAUACUCCCCUAUUUGGGGCCAGAAAAAUAAUUAUUAAAAACCAACAAACAUGUCAUUAACAAAAUAUUGUACAUGUACUACUUUAAACACUUUUAUAACAAAUGUUCUCCUUCACCAGCGCAAGAGAAAGAAGAGUGCAAGCAAUGAAAGUGACAGCGAUGAAGACGGUAAACCAUUGGUAAGAUAAAUUCUAUACAUAAGAGCUAGUGUGGAGUGUACGUGGUAAAUAAAGAUUGAAUGUACAGAAUUUCAUUUUAUGAUCCCCGUUUUAAUCAAUGACAACAGCGUCACACUUUCCCUUGCAUGGUUGGUACAAUCUUGGAAAGGUCUUGAAUUCUAGUAGUUGUCUUGAAAAGUUUUUGAUUCGGUUUAGGGCCUUGAAAAGUACUUUACAUGUAUUUCGUUAUUAGGUCCCUUGGCCCUAGGUUACAUGAAGGUUCCACUGUAUGGUGCAGUGAUAUCAAGGUACAGUCUGUAAAGUACAAUCCAUGGAUCAUGCUAAAUAUAAUUAUAUUAUAAUGCUUCAUUUCAGGCCAAGACUGCCAAGAAAAGUUCUAAACCAGCAAAGAAAGAGAAAACAAGUGGGUCAGCUAAAAAGAAACCCAAGGAAGAAAAGUCUGAAAAAGAGGUAAAUAAUUAAUUGUAGCUAUGCAUGUACAUGUGCAUGCAAGUAGAGUUUCAUAGGGCUGCAUGUUAAGUGAUUGCAUGGUGAACCCCUUCAAGGAUACUGGAAACUUGUAAAUGUGAUGUGAUUCCACAUUGAGGGAUGAAAAAUAUAACAUGUCUGAACAUCGGGUUGAUCAUCCAUUUGGUCUAAUUACAAUGACUGCACAAUAAGUUGUUAAUAAUUAUUAUCGUGGUCUUGACUCAUCUGAUGUUUUAUUAUUGCUACAAAGGAAAAGGGAAAAAAGAAGAAAGAAGAGGAAAAGGAAGUUUGGAAAUGGUAAGUUAACGAUGAUGCGCUCGCAGACUUUUUGUUUUGCUGAAAAUCAAAAAGAACAUGUUACAUUCAGCUGGGCAAAUAAAAGCUUGUAUGACAUUGACAAUUGUUCUAAAGUUGUGUUUGUGUAGUGUUUGGAAGCCCUCAAUGCCCCCCUCUGAAUGGGAGACUGCUCUCGAUCUCGAACUUGCCUGGAUCAUCUGGGAAAUGUGGCAGAAUGUUACAGUCAAUGUUGCAACUGUAUAGUUACAUUUACAUAUAAUAUCAUGUUGCAACAUCUAUAACAGACUUUAUUCACAAGCUCCUAACUAAAGCACUACUACGAGGAAAUAUAAAAAUAAAAUUACAAUAAAUCGAAAUGGGAUAGGGUAUUGUGAUGUAAAGUAUUAUUUUACAUUGAUCCUUAAGGUGGGAGGAGGAACAACUCCCAGAAGGCGUAAAAUGGCUGCACAUGGAGCACAAGGUAUGA
Molecule: messenger RNA, 5700 nt
Organism: Porites evermanni
Lineage: Eukaryota; Metazoa; Cnidaria; Anthozoa; Scleractinia; Poritidae
Source: the annotation of a GenBank genome assembly